Messenger RNA from Babesia bovis T2Bo, 5036 nucleotides. Its product is annotated as regulator of chromosome condensation (RCC1) domain containing protein. The coding region runs from base 11 to 4987 and encodes 1658 amino acids. The transcript is spliced from 13 exons. NCBI's taxonomy places the organism in Eukaryota, Apicomplexa, Aconoidasida, Piroplasmida, Babesiidae. The record is from RefSeq and is a predicted model, not a curated record.
UUAGCUUAUCAUGGAACAAUCAGAUAAUGAUGAACAACAACCGAAAAAACCAACACAAAUACCCAAAGUGGUAGCAUUAGGAAUAAAUCACGCACUCUGUGUUACAAAGACUUUGGCAUUUAGGCAGGGAGAUACUAAUCUAAACGAUAAUCAAGGAGAUGCAACGAAGGUUAUAGAUGCAAAUAUUCACGUACAUUCUUGGGGAAAGGGAUCUUUCAACUGUCUAGGACAUGGAUUGGAAGAACAUCUUACGAAAACACCAAAGAAUAUACAGUAUUUCGAACGUAAAAAUGUAGCACAAGUAUCAUGUGGAGAUUAUCAUUCUGCAGUGCUAAUUUUGCCAAAUGGAGCACGAAAAGGAGAUGGAGGAACGGUAUUCACAUUCGGGCUUGGAACUGCAGGACGACUAGGAUAUGCCCUAAAAGGUAAUACGCAUCACACAGGAGAACUUGGAAAUGAUCAAGAAAAUGAAGCACCAUGGUGUACAGCAUACCCACAACCAGUUGGAUUGUCAGUGAAUCUAAAACAUAAUGUGGUAUCAUUAGCAUGCGGAGCAAAUCAUACACUAGUUACCACAGUUGAUGGCUCACUGUUCUCUUGGGGAAUGGGUGCAUUCGGAGUACUGGGAACCGGAGAUUGCGCCAACCAGUUCAUUCCCGUCAGGGUAAAAUUUCCAAUGGAAGCUUUUAUGGCCAGCUGCGCAGCAGGUUGUAGACACUCUUUCGGACUAGAUGAUUUAGGGCGGAUAUGGUCUUGGGGAUAUGGAGGCAACGGAAGACUAGGAACUGGUGAUACCAGAACACAAUAUAUACCCAAGCUAAUGGAUACAUUGGAUGGAACACUGGUAAAACAGGUUUCAUGCGGAGAUACGCAUUCGGCCUGUAUCGAUCAUGAUGGUAAGGUGUAUACUUGGGGAUGUGGUAAAGGCGGUAAACUGGGACAUAAAAUACUGUUGGACGAUGUCUUGGUACCAACAGUAGUUGAGUCGCUAAGCGGCAAUAAAAUAAUACAGGUCGAAUGCGGAACCGCAAUGACACUGGCAUUGGAUGAAUCAGGCAUUGUAUACCAAUGGGGAGCUGUACUAGGAUUCACACCGUCAUCGUCAGGAACACUACCAUACAUGGCAUCCGUACCAAGAGAAGUUACAGAAGCAGGACAGAAGAAUGUAUACAUAACUGCAGGACCAUAUAGCUGCGCAGCAGUUUCGGAACACGGAGAUUUGAAAACUUGGGGAGUAGGUAGCUGCUUCAGAUUAGGACACGGAACCGUAAAUGAUCAACUAACACCCAAGUUUGUAGCUACAUUGAGAAGUAGCGUCCGUGUAGAUGAUAUUAAGAAGAUAACGACGCUCCAUACACAAGAUAUAGCAACAACAAACUAUAUACCACCACCAAUAACAGCCAAUGAAAGACGUAUUAGUCAAGUGUCAGUUGGGCUCACCCACGGAGCACUUCUCACAUGUAACGGUACAGUGUACGCCUGGGGAGCAUCUAAAGGAAUAGGAUACUCGACAGACCCUGACAAUGAGGAAACAUACAACGAACCAAGGCUAAUCAACCACUUCAGCACGAAAAUUAAAAAAAUAGCAUGCGGAUCAAAUCAUACACUAGUUACCACAGUAGAAGGAAUGGUACUUGCAUGGGGAGCAAACGAUUCAGGACAACUAGGAUUAGGCGACCUUAGACCAAGAAGCUUCCCCGAAGCUAUAUACACAUUGGAGUGUGGUAUCAAUGUGUUUGCCGGAUUAAACAAUAGCUGCUGUAUCACAACAACAAAACAUGAUAACUUCAUCAACGAUGAAGUAGGCACCGCAUGGGUAUUCGGCUCCGCAUCUGGAGGCAAACUGGGCCUAGGCGAAAAAUGCACAGCAAACAUAAUAAUGACACCAAGAAAAAUAAACUAUGUGUCCGGUGUAUACAAGGUCGUGCUAGGACAUACCCACUCACUACUGCUGAAGCAUGAUGGAGCCAUCUAUGCAACGGGAGCUGGAAGCGAUGGAAAACUAGGUUUAGGUGAUAUUCAUUCAACGUCGUCUUUCACAAAGGUCAAUACCGAUCUCAGAUUCAUAGAUAUAGCCGUUGGAGCAUCGCACUCCCUAGCCAUCUCCAUGGAACAUGACCUAUAUGGUUGGGGAGCGGGAAAGUAUAUAACUAAAGGAAAUGAAGUUAUAAGGGAACCCGUUAUCAUAGAUACACUACCUUCGCAAGUUGGUAUCCCCAAAGUACAUGAAGUAGUUGCGUUCGCACAGCAUUCUCUCGUUGUCACUGACCAGGGCCAUCUAAUUGCCUGGGGAGAUAACUCUAGUGGACAGCUAGGAGUGCCAAUAAUGUCCAAAGAUGUAAGAGCUGUGGAAUUCAUAGAACAACCAUCGCUGGUACUCAUCAAUUCACCAGUAACAUCAGUAGCAACAUCACGCUUCUUCUCGGCAUGCAUGACACUUAACGGAGAUGGAUAUGCUUGGGGCGUGUCAUCAGAUGGAAGACUAGGCAUAGGAGAAACACAUAAUAAGGUCACGUACGAACCAACAGCAAUCGCAACUAUCAAUCUGAUGGGAGAUAUGAUAAACUCCUUCGAUGAUCCAGGAUUCCAAAGUGAUAUGGCCUCCUAUGCAACAGCAGUAGAGUCCUUUAUAGAUGAACUAAACUUUAGGGAUGAUAAGCAAGUUGUAGAUUGGAACGGACUUCAGCUACUGCUGAAAAACGAAGAACGUGUUUGCUGGGAACUCUCAUUGAAGGCAUUCGAGGAUGACCUGGUCAAAUGCCUAAAGCAGCAUGUAGAUACAAUGAUAGAAUUGCAUAAAAGACACGAUGCAGUAGGGGCAUUAAAGUUGAACCUAGAAACAACAAUCCAAGGAUUUGUAAAUAAACUGCCCAAACCAAAAAACAACAACCUCGCAAAUGAUAACGCACAGUUUGCACCUUAUACAUCUGUGAAGCCAUAUUUGGAAAAACUAAUUGAAAUCCUGUUCUUGCAACCAGCGUACUUCGUACGUCUGUGCCUAUUUGGAAAUGAUAUACGAAUUGUAGAAGCAAUGACAACACAUGUAUAUAAACGAAUGGAUAUACAACGCGUGCAUAACCAAUUUAUAGCAAUGCUGAUGACAUUGCUGCGAGAAGAAAUACAGCUGUUUUUCAAUCCACAGGCACCAUUAAACGCAUCAUCGUCACCGUUCGCUAUAAUGCUGCGCUCAUAUACAACAACAAAACUUAGCACGCGACCAAAUGCCAUGAUAUUCUACUCGCCAGACUACAACGAUUCAAUGCUGAACUUUAUGAAGCAAUGCCCACUCACGCUGCCAAAUAAAGCAACAACAAAGAAAAAUGAAUUGGGGAAUUUCGCCAAGUUUAUCAUGCAUUUGAAUAAAGUAUUGAGCCUAAUGGUAGUCCCUAAAUAUGCCAAAGUCGCGUUGAAAAGGAUGCACAAUAUGAUCAAAUUCAAGAUACCACCCGGAUGGGCAUUACCAAAUGUACCGCUCGAAGACGUAUCAAUAUAUCCACUAAUACCAACGUUCGUGUAUACAGUAGUACACCCAUACUUCAGCGAAGCGGAAUUACUCUCAACGAUGCACGGAUAUAGGAGUAUCGAUAAUGUAGUGGCAAAAGGUUUCAAAACAGUGGCAGAAUAUUUUGACUAUAUAGUAAAUCCGCAAAUGAACCUGACGCCGUCAAACUCAGAAGAAGUAAAUAGAAUGACAAUGACACUUUAUCGCAAUAUCGCACAAAUGCUGCUGGAAUAUAUCAAAAAACUUCUCAACGUGGAGGACACGUUCAACAUUGAUCUAACCAUGGAAACAUUCAAAUCGCACUUUGAUCUGGAAAAAUUACAUGUCAAUGUGCCAAGCUGGAUAGUGGCCAAUUUCCUAAACAUAUGCAUCAAUACGAAAAAACAUCUCAACCUGUCAGCCCAUGAUCCACUAUGCAAAACAUUGGAAUCUAUACAAUCAUGCGCUAACACAAGUGUACCAUUUGCUCCAGAGUUUAUACAGAUGUUAAAAGCGUAUAAUAAGCAAACGUCAGUGAAAAUAGAACACAGGUUCCUGGUAUUCGACAAAAGCAUGUCAAUAUGCAGAUUCACAGGUGUGUUCCUCCCACAGAGACUUGCCUAUAGGCAAACGACGUACUCAGAGGAUUGCAUUAAACUGGUCUCACUUGUAGUGAGAUAUGUACCAUACGGGAAAUACGAACCCCUAAGAGUUAUACAAAAUGCACUAUCUGAACUGAAACAAAUAGAUGCAGCGCCAGGUGGUUUCGAGGCUAUCACCGAAGCAUUGGAGAAUGUAGCAGAAUGCUAUAGUCAACUUCCAGUACCGGAUUACGCAGGAGCAAAUCGAGCAAGAGACGCAUGCGCCCAGCUCCUUGAAGUAGAUCGUAAAAGAACAACACCAUGUGAUGUGGCAAUAAAUAUCCUAAAAAAAGUGCUAGAAAGACACUUCCAUCGCAAAUAUCUAGUAAGAGUAUAUCAAAGACAAGGCGAAAUUGAAAUUGCUAAAAUGCAAUUCGCAGCAGCAUACAGAGAAGAAUGUCAAUACCUCGCUUUAUGCGCAAAUCAUGCAAAUAAACUAUUCGUGGAACCGAGGAUAUUAAAUGCAGCAUUGGUACACAAAGUAAAAUUAUACACCACGAAAAUGCUAACUAAAGCAACACAAAAUAUCUGUGAAUCCGUAGUGUUUAAUCUGUCCUCAUUGCAGCAAAGUGGACAGAUAUUAUUCAAAGCGGAAGUGGAUAUAGCAAAGAUAGAACGCAUAUUCCUAGUUUUCCAAUUCUACCCAAAGGCAGGAUGCCUACUCAGCCUACAAGAAAAGGUAGACGAUAAAAAUGAAAUGGAACAAAUAGAAGCAUGUGAAGUACCACUGUAUACCCUAGAAACGUGGUCUGAAGAAGCGGACAAUAACAUGGUCGAACUAUUCAUCAACCAAAAUCACCCAAAUGGAAUAUUAGGCAUACGGAAGAAAUUCCUAGUACAAACAUUCAAACAAAUUAUGGAUUAAUCGCUUAUACAAUAUGCAUAAUUAUGAAAUAUACUGACAUUAACGAAGC